UCAAAUUAGUAUAUAUGAUAUUUCUUAAGAUCAAAUAAAUCGUAUAACUGUUGACCGUUUGCAAAUAACAGUGAUGCUCUUGUUAAAAUACUGGAUUGGACGGAAAGGGCAACUAAGGUUUAUGGAAUUCACUUUUGGGGCCUAAAAUUUAGCAAUUGAUUUCAAAUAAGUCCACUCUCCUCUCUCAUCGCGAUCUCCCUUCCUUCCUCUGGAGCCACAGGCAUAAAUGGGGGGACGUGGACAGUGACUUGCUUCAGCAUACUCCCUGCGACCUUUUUCUUGAAUACAUAUUCAGAGUUCAUUCGAUUACACAUUCUCCGGAAUGGGGCGUUUAAGGCUACACUCUAGUAUCAAGGCAAUUGAAGAGGAGCCGGAAGAUUGCGAGACCACGUCUUCCAAUGAAUCUGCUAUAGCUUGUAUGAUUAACUCUGAAUUGAGUGCUGUUUUAGCAGUUAUGAGAAGAAAUGUGAGAUGGGGUGGUCGCUAUGUGUCCGGGGAUGAUCAACUAGAGCACUCGCUAAUACAGUCUCUGAAGACAUUACGUAAACAGAUAUUUUCAUGGCAGCAUCAGUGGCAAUCUGUCAGUCCAGCUUUAUAUCUCCAGCCAUUUCUGGAUGUUAUUCGAUCUGAUGAAACUGGGGCUCCAAUCACUGGUGUUGCAUUGUUUUCUGUUUACAAGAUUUUGACUCUUGAUUUUCUUGAUCGUAAUACUGUCAAUGUUGAAAACGCCAUGCACUCUGUAGUGGAUGCUGUGACCAGUUGCAGAUUUGAGGUAACUGAUCCUGCAUCAGAAGAGGUUGUAUUGAUGAAGAUACUUCAAGUACUUUUGGCGUGCAUGAGAAGUAAAGCAUCAGUUAUGUUGAGUAAUCAGCAUGUUUGCACCAUAGUCAAUACGUGCUUUAGAGUAGUUCAUCAAGCUGGAAGCAAGAGUGAGCUCUUACAGCAGAGUGCACGUCACACCAUGCAUGAACUUGUGAGAUGUAUUUUUUCCCACCUUCUGGAAGUUGACAACAUGCAGCAUUCUACAGUUAGACGAGGCAGUUCCACCAAAAACAAGGUUGUGGGCCUUGACGACGAGUACAGUUUCAACAGCAAGUCACAGAAUGGUACUGGUACUUCUGAAUAUGAUGGCCAGCCACUUUCUGGAGCUCGCUCUUCUUCUGAUUCCACAGUUCUUAACAGUGUUAUAGAUGAAGGCAUGGUGAUGAGUGAUAAUGGGAAGGAUAAUGUUCCUGAUUUGCAUCUAAUGACUGAACCAUAUGGAGUUCCAUGCAUGGUUGAGAUAUUUCACUUCUUGUGUUCUUUGUUAAAUGUUGUCGAACAUAUAGGGAUGGGUCCCAGAGCAAAUACCACAGCAUUUGAUGAAGAUGUUCCACUGUUUGCCCUUUGUUUGAUCAACUCAGCCAUUGAACUAGGUGGCCCUGCUAUACGCAGUCACCCUAGAUUGUUGAGUUUGGUUCAGGAUGAAUUAUUCCAAAAUCUGAUGAUAUUUGGCUUGUCAAUGAGUCCAGUGAUUCUCUCAACUGUCUGCAGCAUUGUUCUAAAUCUGUAUCAGCAUUUGCGUACUGAGCUAAAGCUACAGCUUGAGGCCUUCUUGUCUUGUGUUGUCUUGAGACUUGCACAAAGUCGUUAUGGGGCUUCGUACCAGCAGCAGGAAGUAGCCAUGGAGGCUCUUGUUGAUUUUUGUAGGCAGAAAUCCUUCAUGGUAGAAAUGUAUGCAAAUUUAGAUUGUGAUAUCACCUGCACCAAUGUUUUUGAAGAACUUGCGAAUUUAUUGUCAAAGAGUGCAUUCCCAGUGAACUCUCCGUUGUCUGCCAUGAACAUUCUUGCUUUGGACGGUCUCAUUGCUGUAAUUCAGGGAAUGGCUGAGAGGAUAAGCAAUGGAGGUAGGUCACAGCAAAAUCCAAUAAAUCUUGAGGAGUAUGCUCCAUUCUGGAUGGUUAAGUGUGAGAGCUAUAGUGAUCCUGAUCGUUGGGUCCCGUUUGUACGUAGGCGGAAGCACAUAAAGAGAAGGUUAAUGAUUGGAGCUGAUCAUUUUAAUAGGGACCCAAAGAAAGGGCUAGAAUUUCUCCAAGGAACAUACCUGUUGCCAGAAAAACUUGAUCCCCAGAGUGUGGCCUGCUUUUUCAGGUUUACAGCUGGGUUAGAUAAGAAUCUUGUGGGGGACUUUCUUGGAAAUCACGAUGAAUUUUGCAUUCAGGUUCUUCAUGAGUUUGCUGGAACAUUUGAUUUCGAAGACAUGAAUCUGGAUAUUGCAUUGCGGCUGUUUUUGGAAACUUUUCGACUGCCUGGGGAAUCUCAAAAAAUUGCAAGGGUACUUGAGGCGUUUUCAGAGAGAUAUUAUGAGCAAUCUCCACAGAUUCUAGCUAAUAAAGAUGCUGCUUUGUUGUUGUCGUAUUCACUAAUAAUGCUCAAUACUGACCAACAUAAUGUUCAGGUAAAGAAGAAGAUGACAGAGGAAGAUUUCAUUCGAAAUAAUCGGAGCAUUAAUGGAGGUAAUGAUCUCCCUCGUGAGUAUCUAUCUGAAUUGUAUAAUUCUAUCUGCAACAAUGAGAUCCGCACAACACCAGAACAAAGUGCUGGUUUUGCUGAAAUGAAUCCAAGCCGUUGGAUUGACUUGAUGCACAAAUCCAAGAAAACUUCUCCAUAUAUUUUGUGUGAUUCGAGAGCCUAUCUUGAUCAUGAUAUGUUUGCCACUAUGUCUGGUCCAACUAUUGCUGCUAUCUCUGUGGUAUUUGAUCAUGCUGAACAUGAGGAUGUCUACAAAACCUGUAUUGAUGGUUUCUUGGCUGUUGCAAAGAUUUCAGCUUGCCAUCAUCUUGAAGAUGUUUUGGAUGAUCUAGUAGUAUCUCUAUGUAAGUUCACAACUCUCUUGAAUCCUUCAUUAGUGGAGGAACCUGUUUUAGCAUUUGGCGACGAUGCAAAAGCAAGGAUGGCAACUGUUACAGUUUUCACUAUUGCAAACGAAUACGGUGAUUUCAUCCGUACUGGUUGGAGAAAUAUCUUGGAUUGCAUCUUGAGAUUGCACAAGCUUGGCCUUCUUCCUGCUCGUGUUGCAAGUGAUGCAGCUGAUGACUCAGAAGCACCUUCUGAUACAGGAGGACAUGGGAAGUCCCUGCCAAAUUCGUUAUCUUCUGCUCAUGUGCAAUCCAUAGGUACUCCUAGAAGAUCUUCCGGACUUAUGGGGCGAUUUAGUCAGCUCCUAUCCUUAGAUACUGAAGAGCCAAGGUCGCAACCUACUGAGCAACAACUCGCUGCUCACCAACGCACACUGCAGACAAUUCAGAAGUGUCGCAUUGACAGCAUCUUUACAGAAAGUAAGUUUCUUCUUGCGGAUUCUUUGCUACAAUUGGCACGGGCUCUCAUAUGGGCUGCAGGGAGACCUCAGAAGGGUAGUAGUUCUCCUGAAGAUGAAGACACUGCAGUGUUCUGCUUGGAACUGCUGAUUGCAAUCACCUUGAACAACAGAGAUAGAAUAAGACUUCUUUGGCAGGGAGUUUAUGAGCAUAUUGCUAGUAUUGUCCACUCAACAGUAAUGCCCUGUGCUUUGAUUGAGAAAGCUAUUUUUGGACUCCUGCGCAUCUGCCUCAGGUUGCUUCCCUAUAAAGAGAAGUUAGCUGAUGAACUUUUGAGGUCACUACAGCUUGUUCUCAAGCUUGACGCCCGGGUUGCUGAUGCAUACUGUGAGCAGAUUACACAGGAAGUCAGUCGUCUAGUUAAAGCAAAUGCCACACACAUUCGUUCUCAAAUGGGAUGGCGAACGACUACUCUUUUACUUUCUAUAACAGCAAGACAUCCAGAAGCUUCUGAAGCAGGAUUCGAUGCCCUGGUUUUCAUUAUGUCUGAUGGAGCCCAUUUGUCCCCAGCUAAUUAUGUUCUUUGCAUCGAUGCAGCAAGACAUUUUGCAGAGUCUCGUGUUGGACCUGCUGAUAGACCUGCUCGGGCUGUGGAUCUUAUGGCAGGUUCAGUUGCUAGUUUAGCAUGUUGGUCCAAAGAUACUAGGGAAGCUCUGGCAGAGACUGAAGCUGUGAAGUUGUCCCAAGAUAUCGGAGAGAUGUGGUUGAGGCUUGUACAGGCGCUGAGGAAAGUUAGUUUGGAUCAGAGAGAAGUUAGGAAUCAUGCUCUUCUAUCCCUACAAAUGUGCUUGACAGGAGAUCAUGAAAUUUACCUUCCAAAUGGUCUCUGGUUGCAGUGUUUUGAUAUGGUCAUUUUUACAAUGUUGGAUGACUUGAUUGAGCUCGCAUCACAAAAAGACUACCGGAACAUGGAAGAGACACUCAUUCUUGCCUUAAAGCUCCUUGCAAAAAUUUUUCACCAGUUGCUUCAUGAGCUAUCUCAAUUGACCACGUUCUGUAAACUGUGGUUGGGUGUCCUCAACAGGAUGGAAAAAUGUAUGAAGGUGAAAGUUAGAGGUAAAAAAAGUGAAAAGCUUCAAGAACUAGUCCCUGAACUUCUGAAGAACACCUUGACUGUAAUGAAGUCUAAGGGGAUACUUGCUAAGAGGAGCGCCCUCGGGGGAGAUAGCUUAUGGGAGUUGACAUGGUUGCAUGUAAAUAACAUUGUUCCUUCUCUGCAGUCUGAGGUUUUCCCUGAGGAUGAUUCGGAAAAUGUACAGCCUGAUCCUGUGUCUGCUGAAACCAAUCCAAAUGAAUAGCUUGUCGAGGAAUUUAUUCAACCUUGCCUGUUUUGAGGCAUCUUGGAUAGAAGUUAUGUCGGUGGCAGUUUUUGCACUACGGAAGGGGGAGGAUUACUGUGGUUGUCCAGAAAGAGUACACAGAGAUGAAUGUCUGGUCAUUUUCCGCCAGAAAUUCCAACAAAGAAUUUCCUCAGAUAAUUGUGUUGGAUUGAGAUCAUUGUACAGAACAUUAAGUUUCUACCUAAGUUUUUACCCUUUUGAAUUGUCAGCGUGUUGCUGCACGAGUUCUACUAAUCUGCCUUAAAUCCAUAAUUUUGUAGUCUGUUAAUUUAACAAAUUCAGUUUUUCUGGGCAUCAGCCCGUUCUGCAUUUGAAUUUUGUCACAGGGAGUGUUGUUGAAUUUUCUGAACUCUAAGCUUGUUAAAGAAUCUUGGUAUUGAAUGGCUAGUGGCCCUUGUAUUUUGUAUCACUCUAUAUGAGGUGAAUCUUGGAUUUUGUUUGGUAAGAAGAUGAGAUCAUGCUUAAUAUUUUCAAUUU
Lycium barbarum (goji berry) is the source of this 5173-nucleotide messenger RNA. Its product is annotated as ARF guanine-nucleotide exchange factor GNOM-like. The transcript has 3 exons. The record is from RefSeq and is a predicted model, not a curated record. Gene Ontology annotation, molecular function: guanyl-nucleotide exchange factor activity. NCBI's taxonomy places the organism in Eukaryota, Viridiplantae, Streptophyta, Magnoliopsida, Solanales, Solanaceae. Bases 323 to 4654 code for a protein of 1443 amino acids. Gene Ontology annotation, biological process: regulation of ARF protein signal transduction.